CUUUUGAGGGCGUAAUAAAAACAAAAACAACACAUGCAGUAUGUUAGCCAGCUGAACUUUGAUAGCUUUCAAACUAAAUUACAUUCCCGAAUUCAGAAACAACGCUCGGUACUGUAAUAAUGUCGGUUUUGCUGUCUAUUCUGGCAGUAGGGAUUGCGUUGUAUUUGAUACUUUAUUACAAUGUGAUCAGAGGAUCAAGAUGCACGAGCUCUGUGACACUUAAAGGAAAGACUGCUAUUGUAACAGGGAGCAACACUGGUAUUGGAAAGGCUACUGCUUUGGAUUUGGCCAAGAGAGGUGCCAGGGUCAUCCUUGCCUGCCGCAGCAAACAGAAAGCUGAGGCUGCUGUCUAUGAUAUCAGAAGGGAGAGUGGGAGCAAUGAGGUGGUGUUCAUGCAGCUGGAUCUGGGGAGUCUGAAGUCUGUUCGCUCCUUUGCCGAAACUUUCCUGAAGACUGAACUCCGACUGGACCUACUCAUCAACAAUGCAGGAAUGCUGGGGCCUGGCUACACUGAGGAUGGGUUCGGCAUGGUGUUUGGGGUCAACCACUUAGGCCACUUCCUGUUGACCUGCUUGCUGCUGGACCGGCUGAAGGAGUGUGGUCCGAGUCGUGUUGUCAACGUGUCGGCUCUCCUACACCGGCUAGGCUUUGUCGACUUUGCCCUGCUGGGUACCCACAAGGACCUGGUGCCAGGCCAGUCCACCUGGCAUAACUUCAGGGCCUACUGCCACAGCAAGCUGUGCAACGUGCUCUUCACCCGGGAGCUGGCCAACCGCCUGGAGGGGACCAGCGUUACCACCUACAGCCUCCACCCAGGGGUCAUUCACACUGAGUUUGGUCGCAACCUGAAACUAUGGCAGAGGCUCUUUCUGGAGCCCAUCUCUAAGCUUUUCUUCAUGGAUGCUGAGAGGGGAGCCCAGACCACCCUACACUGUGCCCUCCAAGAGGGGAUCGAGCCGCUGAGUGGACGCUACUUCUCUUCCUGUGCACUACAGGAAGUAGGCGCCAAGGGGCGGGACGAUGCUUUGGCUAGGAAGCUGUGGGAGGUGAGUGAGAGGCUAUCCAACCUAUCCUGAGAGACUCUGAUUCUAGCCAUGGCAAAAAUAUACUGACAAGAUAUUGAACUCUCCACUCUAACAAUGUUAAUCAAUGUACGUGAAAGACUCUCGCUCUCGCUCUCUCUCUCUCUUUCUCUCUCUCUCUCUCUGACUAAUGCCUUGUUAUCAUCAAUGAUGCCUUGUAACUUAUGAUUUUGCUUUGUAUAUUGGAAUUAAUUUCUUUCUCAAUGUUAUUAAAUACUUACGUUCAGUUUC
This is a messenger RNA of Salvelinus namaycush (lake trout), 1313 nucleotides long. Its product is annotated as dehydrogenase/reductase SDR family member 13-like. The transcript is spliced from 5 exons. The record is from RefSeq and is a predicted model, not a curated record. Bases 120 to 1076 code for a protein of 318 amino acids. Lineage: Eukaryota; Metazoa; Chordata; Actinopteri; Salmoniformes; Salmonidae.